Molecule: messenger RNA, 1285 nt
Organism: Pocillopora damicornis (cauliflower coral)
Lineage: Eukaryota; Metazoa; Cnidaria; Anthozoa; Scleractinia; Pocilloporidae
Source: RefSeq, a predicted model, not a curated record
ACUUUCUCCAAUAGGAAACGUACGAGUAACUAUGACGACAAGGUAAAGCCCCAGAGCUUCCUUGGCCCUUGCAGCACUCUAUUCCAAUCCCCCGAAUCAAUUUGAUUGACCGCGCAGCCAGGAUCUAGUCCUGGAACGGUUUAACAUUUUAACCUUCCUGCUAGAGAGGAAGUCCAUGCGAUCGUAAUUAAAGAUACCAUCGUAAAUCAACGAUUUCACGUCUGCAUUUUCCUAAUUUGGCGACGCAGACAAGGAGAAGAAAUUCGAAGAAAUAACCACUUGUGAAGAUUGAAAGAUGACAAUUCAGUUCUUCAUUAGUGGUAAAUGGAAAGGUUACUUUGUAGACAAUAGGUAUUCUGCUGGAGGGCCAGCCAACAACAAGUGGUACAUGGACAUCAACAUGGCUUUUGGGAAUAACCACCAAUUCACUGCAACUGGGAGUGAUGAGGUUGGUGACUUCAAUUUUGAGGAUGGAAAAAUAACAGAUGGCAAAGUAACAUUCCGCAAGGCAUACAAUAGUCACAAUGUGUAUUAUGAAGGUGAAAUAAAGGGAACAAAGUUGGAAGGUCAGUGGUGGCUUGAGGAUGUCCCUUCUAUCAAGGGUGAUUGGGCAAUGUGGCCUGCUACAAGUGCAGAUAUCUGAGUCUCAGAAAGGAUUCAAAACUCAAAGAAUACUUGUUAUGUGUCUAAACACACCAGUUGAAGAGAAAACAUCUGUAAACGUUUGUAUCCAGUGAAACAUGAGUUUAUGUGUCAAAAGGAUAAGUAUGGCUUAAGAAAAAUGGUGCAGAUUUUAGUUUUUUUUUCUGUCAAAAAACUUAAGGUGGGUCACAGUUGUCGAAAACCAUGCCACCCUCUGGAGAUUAAAGACCAUGUUGUCACUAUACUUAGAUAGUCAUUAUAAGGCUGUUUGGAUUUUCCACACAGAGCUGUACCAACUUAAAAGAAACAACAACUGAAAAUAAAAAGUGUGAUAGUAUUUUAUUGCUUUUCCCGGCCAAGCCGAAUCUUUUAAACUCAUGCAAUACUUCCACCAAUUUUACACACCUAUCAAGCACUCAUAUCCACUUUUAUACACACAUUUAUAAAGUGGUUAAACUAGGGUAUUUACAAUGAUAGAAAUCAAAAGAAAUCUUUGAGCAACUACACUAUGUUUUUCUUAAGUAGCCAUUUGCUAUGCAAAAAAAAAACUUUGUGAUGAUUUUUGUAAAUCCUAUGCACUCCAACUAACUAUUGAUAUUACAUUAAAAUUAGUAAAACAUAUUAACUUAAUUAAGAAAAAAAA